Messenger RNA from Iphiclides podalirius (scarce swallowtail), 597 nucleotides. The record is from the annotation of a GenBank genome assembly. NCBI's taxonomy places the organism in Eukaryota, Metazoa, Arthropoda, Insecta, Lepidoptera, Papilionidae.
AUGCUGAGACACCCCGGGAGAACAAUCACGAUCUACGACGUUUCGGAACUGUUAGGGGAAGCUUUCCCAAGGGCGAUGGUGCCUACCAAUAUAAUUAGUGGCUUCAGGGCGGCUGGAAUAUGGCCCAUAAAUGCCGACAUUUUCACGGAGAGUGAGUUCAUGACCAGUUUAGUUACGGACCGCCCUCCCCCUUCUCAACUUGAAGAACCAGCACAGAGAAGUGUGGCAGCGUUGGACUGUGCUCCCCCUUCCCCGCUUGAGGAUCCCAUACAGAGCAGUGUGAUAGCGUCGGACUGCCCUCUCCCUUCUCCACUUGAGGAGCCCGUACAAAGCAGCAGUGAUAUCAUGCCCUACUCCAAGGCAGGUCCACGCUCGCAGUCGUCGCGCGGGAGAAAGCGAGGACGUACUCGCAUCCUAACCGAUACUCCGGAAAAAGCAGCCAUUGAAGAACAAUCAAAUAAAAAGUUAGCGAAGAUAGCGGAGAUAGAAAUGAAAAGGAAGAUUAAAGAAAAUAGGCCUACCAAGAAAACAGGGGGGAAGAAGAGUUAUGCAGCGAUGGCGAGGGUCAUAGAGCUUUUGAGCCCAUCAGAAAAGAAG